GCUUCUCGUUAGAUAUCCCGGCCAAUAUAACCGCCGUCAGUGUAGCACGCUGCUCUCUAGCCGUGUGUGUUUUUUUUUCUCUUCCGUAAUCGACAUCCGUGUGCGUACGCCCUUCCGAUAGGUGUGCGUGAAACUCGGACGAGAAUCUCCCUUGUCUCGAAAGCGUUUAUGCCCCAUUGAUCGUCGCGCAUUCGUCGUGAUCGCAAGCAGCGCUGAUCGAAACGGCCGGCUGAAACGGAGAAAGGGGUACAGCACGAGAGGAAGGAAAAAAAGGUGGAAGAGACAGAGGGAGAGAAAAAAGAGACAGAGAGGGAAAGAGGAAGAGAUUGAAAGAGCGAGAGAGGAAGAAAAAGGAGUACCGGAGAACAGAGAGGGCGCACCCACGUAUACGUCCGAAGAAAGGCCAGUGUCAUUUACGAACAUAGUAUAAACGCCGCCACGAAAACGAAAGCCGGGUGUUGUGUCACUUCGUUGUUCGGCUGAGUGAUACCACGCGCACCGAUAUCUUACACGUCCAACACAACCGAAUUUCAUCCACGUGGUUCUCUGAUACAUAAAAGUGUUACGCACCAAGAGGACCAACGUCAUUUCUGUGGAACGUAUCUUUUCUUUUUUUCCUUCCUUUUCUACCGGCUUUUCUAACCCGUUGUGUCAUCGCGUGAAACGGUGUUCAUCAUUCUUUCGAGAGCGAGAGAGAAGGAAGAGAGAGAGCAAUAGCGGGAACCGGAUAACGCACGGUCCCAGAAUCGUCCCGUGCAACCAAUCACGUACGAGCUCUGGGCUGUCUCCUCCGUUUAGUUGGUAAAAGUGCUCGCGCGUCUUCGAUACGUGGAGGGAUUUCUUGGUUGGCCAGAGAGAAAGAGCAAUAGAAGGCAGCGUGCGAGAAAGAAGGACGAAUUGGAGGGACGGGUAAGGGAAGGCACGGUAGUAGAAAGCCGAGGAGCAGAGGCAAGGAGGAAAGUACGAAACUGCUCCACCCGCGCGAGGUUCCCUUCGACGCUCGUUGAGAGAACAAGACGAACGAGUACUCUAUCCUGAAGGAACUUCCAAAUAGUGCCGUGUGAUCGUCUUUUACUUGGAUUUCUUCGAUCUCCUUUGCAUCGUGUGUCACGCGUAAUCUCGUGUGUCAUCGUGAAAAAGAAAAUUAAAAAAAAGAAAAAAAAAUACGCGAAAGGGUGUGAAGACGGCGAGAAAAGAGCGUGUACAACGAAAGAGACGAAGCGUGUACGAUUAAAACGAAACAGGGGAGGAGGAACACGCGCGAAGGAGUACGAAAUUCAGGAAACGAGAGAGGACGCUACUGUACGGACAACCCGAAAGAGUUGGUACGUCGGUCGUGUUCGUGUAUUCGUCGCAUAUACGACGUCGUGUGUCCUAUUUUCAUCUUUUUCUUGCUCUCCUCUCUUUCAUUCGUGCUCGUUCGGUCGUACGAACGAGAAAUCAGCCAGUGUUUAGUGCCAGUGUUUGUCUACCUCAGUCUAUUAGCGGCAGCUAACUGUGAAAAGCUGCGUUAAAAGAUAAUUAGAAGAAAAAAAUAAGAAGAAUAUAUUAUAUAUAUAGUAUAAUAUAUAUUAUAUUGAACAGUGCUAAAAAACGACGUCGAGUAUUGUUGUAAAUAAUCCAUCGGUUCUUUUUUUGUUGUGUGAAUUUUUUCAACGAACGAAGAAAUAAAUAAUCAUCAUGUCCCUGGAUAAGUUUGCGGAAGGUGGUAUGUUGUCAAAGGAAAUGGAGCGGCUAGACAUCGAGGAGAAAAACGGCGAUACCGCGAGCGGUGCUGGAUCUAAGGUCCUCGUAAGCAAUUUCCCAGCUCACGCCAGAUUAGAGGACAUCGAAAUAUUAUUCUCGAAUUGCGGUCAGGUGCAGUCCGUUGAGAAAUUGUCCUCGCGCGAUCCUAACACACAAACCGUCCUCGUUAGCUAUGAGACGCAAGAACAAGCACAGCAGGCUGUGAACCAGUUUAAUGGCCACGAAUACGAGGGUAACCCGCUAAAAGUGGAAAUGUCUACGGUGGAGAGCCGACGAAGAGGCCGCAGCCAACGCAGCGGCGUUACUUAUUCCGGGGUCUCGGGUUCCGGACGUCAAACAGAUUUCCCGCUUCGUAUUCUUGUACAAUCGGACAUGGUCGGAGCCAUAAUCGGUCGUCAGGGAUCGACCAUACGCCAGAUCACUCAAAUGACGCGGGCGCGAGUCGAUGUUCACCGAAAGGACAAUGUUGGUUCCUUAGAAAAAGCCAUCACCAUCUAUGGUAACCCAGAGAAUUGUACAAAUGCCUGCAAGAAGAUCCUGGAGGUCAUGCAGCAGGAGGCUAACAGUAUAAAUAAAGGCGAGAUUACACUGAAGAUCCUCGCACACAACAACCUGAUUGGCCGAAUAAUCGGAAAAGGGGGUACCACGAUCAAGAGAAUCAUGCAGGACACAGACACAAAGAUCACUGUGAGCAGCAUCAACGAUAUCAAUAGCUUUAAUCUCGAACGCAUCAUCACAGUCAAGGGCACCAUCGAGAACAUGAGCAAAGCUGAAUCCAUGAUCUCCAGCAAGUUACGCCAAAGCUACGAGAACGAUUUGCAGGCGAUGGCUCCUCAGAGUAUGAUGUUCCCUGGAUUGCACCCAAUGGCUAUGAUGUCCACCGCUGGUAUGGGAUACAGUUCACGUGGUCCUGGUUUGUACGGAUCAGGACCAGCCCCGUAUCCCUAUCAAGCUAGUUUGCCGCCACAACAAGGUGUCCCGGCAACAGAUACCCAAGAAACUGCCUUCCUUUACAUUCCUAACAGCAGCGUAGGUGCCAUUAUCGGAACCAAGGGUUCUCACAUCAGGAACAUCAUCAGAUUUUCCGGUGCGAGUGUUAAGAUCGCGCCGAUCGAACAGGACAAACCAGCGGAUCAGCAAGCUGAAAGGAAAGUGACUAUCGUUGGAUCGCCAGAAUCUCAGUGGAAGGCACAGUACUUGAUCUUUGAGAAAAUGCGCGAAGAAGGUUUUGUUGCUGGUACAGAGGAUGUGCGAUUGACAAUUGAGAUUCUCGUACCAAGUGCUCAAGUUGGCCGAAUCAUUGGUAAAGGCGGACAAAACGUUAGAGAGUUGCAGCGUGUUACUGGAAGUGUCAUAAAGCUAUCGGAGCAACAAUCUACAUCUCCUUCCGCCGACGAAGAGGCCACCGUCCAUAUAAUUGGUCCCUUCUUUUCUGUACAGUCGGCACAGAGAAGAAUUCGCUCUAUGGUACUGCAGUCUGGUGCACCUGGAGCAGGUGGUGCUGGUUCUCGCGCUGGUCGUGGUAGCAGCCAAGAAGGUGGUUCUCGUAGCCGAAGAGACGGAAGUACCACGUCUCAACAGGGAGGCGCAACAACGCAACAACACUCAUCUCAACAAUCGAGCUCUUCGCCAUCCAGCCAGCAACAACCGCAAAAUCAGUAACGUCACUGAAAUUUACCCGACGCCGACCAACACCUCAAAGAAUCCGUUUUAUUCGCCGGGGUGGGCCUCGUCGCUUUGACAUUCUCUCGUUAAGAAGCUACGUGCAACCUCCUUCUCGCGGAACAUUGUAUCCUUCGUAGAGAGCACGAAGGAUAUACACGAAAGCUUUCCAUCGAGCAAACAUUGAACGUAAAAUAGGAGUCCAUAGUAAUGUUUUUCAGAUUUAUUUUCGUUUAAUCAAAAGAGAAAAAAUGGUAAAAGGGGAGUAUGGUCGAUGGUGCGUGUUUUGCUCUUCUCUUUUGUUUUCUUUCUUUUUCUUUUUAAUUCGUGUACGUAGUUAAAAGUAUUUUUCAUGGAUUUUCGAGAACUUAGAAAAUGUAGCGGUUUUUUUUCUUUUUUAGAUAGUUUUUUGUAGCGGAGCGUUUGAAAAUUUAUCAUUGUCAAUUGAACACCAUCGAUCGUGAUUCGACCCGUGAUUUCAGAAAAAAGGAUUAUAAGCAUGCAGUACCGCGCGAAAUUAGAUGGAAGUGCACGUUAUUUAACGAAAACGCGUCACGCGAGACGAGGUGAGACAAAAGAGGAUUCUCGACCGUUUCCGAUCUUUUCGAUUCUUCUCAAUUAGAAUUCGAUUCUUCUUCGGAACGAUACAGAUCGAUUUCUCACCUCCUUUGCGUGCGUCGUUUCGUUGCGAGGGUCGCUUGUGAAUUUUUCUUGGGUCGAAGCGACGAGUGACACUCGAACGAACUCGUUAACGGCAACCACCUCGUCGAUGAAAUAGGAUACGAUGAUUAAGAAACAAAUAAGCAUACACAACCUUAUUACCUCAUUCAUUACGGUUAAAGAUUUAAUAUGAUAAAGAAAAGUGAAAUGAGAAAAAGGAUAAAACCAACUAAUCUAAAAAAAAAGAAGUCUACCUAAUAUUAAAGUUAUAAUAAUAUACAGAGAAGUUAAGUAACGAUUACACAAUUAGGUUAUACAUGUUACUACUACUACUAUUACUACUACUAUUACUACUAUUACUACUACUGCUAUUAACUACUAUUUACUUCUACUAAGUACCCUAUUACAGAUAGGCGGUUUUGUUUCUUUUUUUUUUUUUUAUAACUGAAAAGAAAACUACUCUUGGUACAGUUUUUUCUUUUUAUAUAUCACAACGCAGAGAGACAUUAAUUAACGAGACUUAAUUAUUGAAAAUGGUGAACGAAACGUGACACGUUCUGCGGUGGACGUAAAACCAAGGCAAGAGUUUUUCCAGCCAAAACGUCCCUCGUCCAUCCCGCACCCACCGUCACCCCUCUCGCGCCGUGUAAUACCAAAGAAGCGAUUAUGAGUUUUUUCGUAUUAGUGUGAAGUGAAAUGCGUGACACACACAUGUCGUGGUACGCUCUACUCGCCUCAAGUUCCUUGCAAGAGCCAAGAAGAGUUGAGAGGGGUCACGGACACGCGGUCAAUAUACUAUGUACGCGGUCCGCGGGGUAUCGACGAGUGGUUAUCAACGUCGGGAAGGAACAGGAUGAACGGAGACCGGCAGAAACAUCAAUGGUGUUGAGUCACUUUUGCUGGAAGUGAUCGAGUAUAAAUUAAAAAAGACGUUUUAGAGUGCAGAGAUGUAACAGGAAACGGGCGCUGUUUCGUGCUACGAGAAGGAUGUUCCAGAGAGAAUGAAAAAGCGACCGUUGGUACAUAUACGGGGAUGCAAGCGAGAGAAAUCGCGGGCAACAAAAGGAGAAAAAAAAAGAAAAGAAAACGUGGUGACAGCAGAAGAUAAAAGGAGAGGAGAAUUUUAAAUGAGAGAAAGAGAGAGAGAGGUAAAACGAGGAGACGAGAAGAAUGCAAAAGCCACAAAACUUUUUCAGGGAUUUUUACUUUACCAUGGAUGUAAUAAGUGUGUGAGUGUGCGUGUGUUGAAUAAUACUAUUAAUUGAUAAGUAAUUAAUUACCGAUUAGGCAUAUUAUUAACGGCAAGGAAAAAAAAAAGAUAACAGAAAACGCCAGACAAGGUAGAAUUUUAGGCUUAUCGAGGGAAAGAACGCGAGAGAGAUUAUACGGUAAAGCGCUGGAGGGAAAAGUGAAUUUCAACGCGAAGGCAUCGUAAAUAUACUUUUACCAUGCAUUCGUCGUUCUUCGCCUCGUGAUGCGAGCGUGAUAGUCGCCAGCGAGUUCCUCGGAACGACGGUUCUACGCGAUUUCUUUCUUCCUUUUUUUUUUUUUUUUACGAAACCUAUCAUCGACGUCUAUCGACGAUCUUUGUAAAUUUUGUAAUUUUGUUUUUUUCCUCCCGCCUCUUUGUUUUAAUCGUAGAAUGUAGUGUUGAAACGUUAGGAUAGCGAAUGUUGGAGCGCGUUACGAACUUGUUCGUAGAAACUCGCAGCGAUGUCACGACUCUGGCACCAAAGGCGCGCAUCGAUCACGAUAAUUCUGUUGACGAUCUUUCGAUCGAGACGAUUCAGAAAAUUGGGCAUUGACGUUUUUCGAAUGCCAUUUCUAAAAUUUAUAUGUCUCCUUUUGGAUGAAAUUCGAAUUUAACAUAUUCAUUUGGCAUUGGCGAAACGAAAGGUGAACGUAAUCAUGAGAAUACGUUUAUCUUCGACAGAAUAUUCGUGAUUGAUAUUCGUGCGGGGAAUGGUUCGCACGUGCAACGUACGGGCGGGAAGUGUUUUCCAGACGAAACGGAAAGAUCGAUCGCGUAAGAGAAAUUUUUGGUUUUCUUUUUUUUUUUAUAAAGAAAAGAGUGAAGAUGAGGAAAAGUGGAAAACUUUGGGACAAAAGUGGUGGAAGGUUUAUAUGCACGAUUAAUCGUAUAGGACUUGGAGUUGAAACAUACUUGAUCGAACGGACUAAUCUCUGUUCGAUAAAAUCUAUAUAAAUGUGACCAAAAAAAAAAGAAUGAAAAAUUAACGGACUGACGAGACGCACGAUCAUGUGCCACGAGAUACGCUCUCGAAAUAUUCAUCUAAUUAAGCUUCUCAGUAAUAUCCACAGAACUUCCGGUGUAUUCUAGACUGUUAAAUCAAUAGCUCAGAAUGAUCGUGGCACGUCAUCGAUGCUCAACUCUAGUACUAAUACGUUGAAUCCUGAUAUCGGGGUUCGCGUUUCAACGACGACGUCGACGACGAACGUUUUCGGUUCCGCGGAAGGAGUGUGUCGUCGACCCGUCGAUAUUUCACCUUACGGCAUUCGGUAUGCGUUUAGUACAAAAAUACACGAGUUUUAAUGCGGAUAGGAAAGCAUGAUCCAGUUUUGCGAGUGGAAACGCGUAGUAGAACCAGGUGGAAGAGAUAUAUACGGCGUGUUAGAAUUUUUGUUUGUCGGGAUGAAGAGCGAAAAAAAAAAACGUGUAACGAGAAGAGCUGCUGGAGUGUGCGCACGAAUAUCAUCUCAUCUGUUUUGUGGGUUACGGAAGAAAGAAAAAUCGGCGGUGAAGGUAUGCAGAGGAAACUAAAGAGACAAACGGAAGCCGUCGAUGCGACGGUGUUCCGUUUUCUUUUUUUCUUUCUCGCUGCAUCUCGAGGAGGAGUGCCGGAAAGACAAGAACAGAGGGGGAAAAAAAAAGGAAUGGAAACGGUAAGAGUUUCACGUUUCCAACGUGAAAUUGACCGAACACAGAAAAGAAAGGAAGAAGAACGGAAUUUAGAAAGAAAAAUACGCGAGGAGAGAACAAUGAAAAGACGAAAGAGAGAAAAUGAAUCUAAGAGUAAUAAGUUUAUUUUUGAUACAUUGUUGGGGAGAUCUAAGUGAAUCUUUCUUUUUCAAUUUUUUUGUUAGAUGUUUUUAAUAACUUAAUGAAUUUUAACGAUAUUAAAUAAAGAGGAAAAAAAAGCGAGGCGCGAGGAGGCGAGGACAUUUUUUAAAUAGAGAUAUAAGAGAUAUAAGAGAAAGGUGGAUGAGAAGAGAAGAAGCGAGGCGAAGUGUUUUUCGUGAGAGAUUAAUUAACUUAAAAUAAAAGAAGAAAAAAAAAAUAAAAAAGCGCGUGAGAGAGAAAGAAGUAAUAUGAAGAGUAAUGAAAGAGAGAGAGAGAGAGAAAGAAAGAGGAUGAUGAUGAAAGAUUUAAAAAUGAGAGCAAACGGCGCGCAGCUUUUUGCGCUGUGCGCGUUUGUCGCUCUCGUCAGGGGGGAAAAUAAAGGAGAUUUUUUAGUCGGAUAAAUUGUAUAAUAUAUUUAAUAUAUUUGGAGAAAACGGUGGCGCCAGGUCAGUUCGGCGAGGGCACGUCGCUUCGACGGCGAGCGACAAACGCGAUCGGGCUCGCAGUUUUAUGCGACGCGAUUUUUCUCGUGGUUGUCGCUUCCUGGAAAGCCUUCCUCGCCCGCCAGGCCUUCGCUUCCGUGCUUAUUUAUCAAGCGUAAAUAUUUAAUGAAACAAAAGUGAAUAACAUUUUGUAAGAAAAGAAAAAAAGGAAGAAAGAAAAAUAAAUAAAAGAAAGCAAAGAAAAACGAUGAAAGUGCCAAGGAACAAAAUAUUUCAAAGAAAAUGCAAACACACAUUCAACAGGACACACUGAAGACACCGUUCCAUAGAAAUAAUAAUAGAGUAUAAAACAUGCAUAUCUCGUUUAUCGAACAAAAAAUAAUUCACUUUACUAUCCAGAAGAUCAUUUACGCUACCUCGAGAAUCACCUGAUGCUCCUUUCUCCUGAAACGAUGCACACCGGAUGCAUCAGAAGUCAAUUGUUUCUUUGAUGUUUUUCGGCCAAAAAACUAAUCAAAAUUUCAACGAUCAAUCGCACACGGAAACACCGUAGAAAACGGAAGAAGUACAAAACGCAGAGAGAAGCACGACGCGAGUACAGAGAUAAAAUCGCUCUUUUCACCGAAUUUCGUUGUUGUUGGAAGCAAACACACAAAAAAAAGGAUACCUGAACCAACAACGAAAACCAUCCCCCCCCCCUUUUUGGAAUAUCUCUUUUUUGUAAUAAAACGAAAAGGAAAAAAAAAGUUCGUAACUCGUAAUAUGCCCCGCACGUGAAUGUUUACACCUUUCGCUCGUUCAUCAAUCUUUGAUUCAUUUUUUCGUUGCGCAAACUUUCGAAACGAAAUUUCCAAGAGAAACGUAGGAGACGAAGACGAAGAAGAUAAGAAAAUGAGAUACUUAAAGACUCAGUAAUGUAGAAACACCAUAAGCACGCACAGAGGAAAACAAGAUGCUCGGAAAACACCUUUCGAACUUCGUCGCUCGCUCCAUAGUUCUUGUACUCUAUCAAAAAUAAAAAAAAAAUAAAAGAAGGAACAACGAGAAAUUCAACACGGGAACAAACUAAACAACGGGAGAACAACAGAAUCGUAACAGAAUUUGAUCAGACUGAACGCGGUAAAGAAACUCAGGAAGCUGACAGAAAAGAAGGUGAAAGUUACUUUUUCGGCCGAUUCCUCAGCACUUCGAACGCCAUGAAGGGAAAGAAGAAAAGAUGAUUUUGGGGAGAGAGAGAGAGAGACAAAAACCCGCUCGCACGCUCGGGAGAAUGUACAAAUCAAACAAAGUAACAAAAAAUGAAAAUCUUUAAAAAAGAAAAAAAGGCAAAAAAAAAUAUGAAGAGAAAUGAAAGAUGAAGAUUGAAUAGAAAUUAUUAAUAUAAUGAUAACUUAAAAAGAAGAGAAAUGAAGAUUUUUAACGUUAUAAAUUAUUAAUGCGCGUGAAUUAAGAGGCGAGGAGUAACUUAAUCUACUGGUAAGGAAUACCAACAAACAAAUGUACAAAAUCGAUUUAUCGCUAAAUCUAAAUGUUAGUAUUCUAGAAUAUUUUACCGUGAGAAAAAAAAAAUCGUGGUUAGAAUUUGAGGAAAUUUAAAGGAUAAGCUCGUCGCUUAAGUUUAAGGAUUUUCCAUAUUAUCCAGCGGGACACGAAUAUAGAGGAAACGAACAAAAAAUAUUCGAAAGAUCUUAUCAAGCAUUCGGAUUCAAAUCAAUCUCCGUCGAUGAAGAAAUUAACAAAAAAGUAAAAAAAAGAAAAAAAAAAGAAGAAACGUGCGUAAAUUAUAUAAAAUGAAAAAUAACGAACAAAAAUGAUUCUUUUUAUACGGAACGUCCAAUGUGUCGUCGAUGUAUCUCUGAUAACUUUUAUCAAGCUCGAUCAAUUAUCACCUUCUAAUCGACUGCUAACACACAACGAAACAUACUUUUGUAAUUUCGCGGAAAAAUUCACAGGAGAAACGAUGGACAAUGGACGAAGGACGUAAAACUAUCAAGCGUUAGAUAGAAAGCGAAAAAUCCCCAAAAGCAGCGAAUGUAGAAAGGAAAACGCGUCUAACGCGUAACAGCUACGCGAUUCGCUAACAGACUUUCGAUGAAGACUAAAGAAAAAAAAGUAUGCCUACGAAAAAGAAGACGAAAUUCGUCAUCUCACGACGAGGUGGCCAAAGACCAAAGCAGAAUCUUCCAUUUUCCGUACACGUUCUAGGUAGACUAUAUGAACAUCUCUCUUACAGUUCGAUCUACCAUAGUUAAAGGUAUCAGCAUAUCCGCUCGAUGCGAACAUAAAUCUUGAAGAAUAAAUAAAAACACACUCGCGCAAAAUAUACUCUCGAAAAAUACGAAGAGGAAUUUUCUUAAAAAAAAGAAAAGAAAAAGUUCACUGGAAUAUUUGAUCAUGUCGUCUUGUGAUCUUCAGUCGAUCUUCAAAAAAAAAGAAAAAAAAAAAGGGAGAAAAAUCAGGAAUCACAGCUCAAUCCUUCCAGUUUUACUUUUCAUCAAUAGCUUUACCAUCGUCGAUGUCUAACAAUGAUAAAUCAUCGCACCAGCACCGCCGUACUCUAAUUACUCGAGGAACGAUCUAUUGCAAACAGCAGCAAGAAUAUAUCAUUCUCAUAGUGGACGCUGCUCGACUGUCUUCGUUGCACAUUAAUACAUCAUUUACCGACGAAAACUAUGAAAUAUCAUCAGGGUGAUUCACACCGAUGUCAGCCAGUUAUCACGCAUAACGGAAAACCAAUACGCAACGAUCGCGGCAAUCACUAGCGAUCGGUUCGAUUUCAUUAUCGAUCUACACGAUCCUAUAAUACUAUAAGCGUAUAUCUAUAAACAUAGAUAUAUAUAUAUAUUUGAUACGUGGACAAUUCCGCGCAGGGUUUUACAAUAAAUAAACGGGAUGGAUUACAAUACGAAAAAAGCAACUUUGCGGGUAGAGGAUGAAAUAUAUCGUUCUUCUGCUCCAUCGUUGCGAAACACACUCGUCAGAUUAACAGCACUUCAUAUUUCUUUAAUAAUAAUAUAAUAAUAGUAAUAAUAUAAUAAUAAUAAUAAUAAUAAUAAUAAUAAUAGUGAUAAAUGAAUAGUAAUAUAGUGAUAAGGGAUUUAUCGGAAACGAAAUGAAUAUUAAUCGUCGUGCGUGCAACAGAUACGAGCUACGAUUACUAUUAUUAUCGUUCACGGUGAAGAUGAAAGAUCGUACGCGUAUAUGAUGAUAGAACCAGCCGAAAACAUAAGCAACAAACGAAAGAGUGGUCAAAUUAUUUUGGGCUUUAGUAUUAGUAUUUCGAGAUAGACGAAAUCUUUAAGUGGCAGUUGGAUCUUUUAGUAGGAUCGUGUGAAUUUUUAAGACCGCCAUGGUGAGCAGAUGUAAAUGAUGUUCUCGUUGAUCGGGACGCGUUCGACGACGUCUCGUUCGCGAGCAAACCUUACCUCCUUUUUUGUCUAUUCCCGAUCGAUCGACUGGCAUCGAUCGAUAUCGAACGUUUUCCUUUCUAGCGUUUGCUCGUUGAACGAGACGACGGAUUUAACGUGUCCCCUUUGACGAAACGGAAACGCGAAAUCGAAUCCAUUAUUUGAUUCCGGAUCACGAGAAAGAAACGGUUCUGUAAACGAAUACGCGGCGGUAAACGAGGGCCUUAUUCUAUACAGUUGGGCAUUGUUGUUAAUAUGACAGAUUCAAGUGAUAUCGCUAAACAGAUAAUAUAUAUCGGGUAAGCUUUAGGCGUGGUACGUAAUUGAAAAACGGUAAGGAUGAGUGAGAGAGCGGCUGAGAGAUAGGAUGAUAAGAGGUAAAUUACAGAGAAUUGUAGAGUGAUCUAAUUAGAGUUUUUAGAAAUGCUAUAGUAUUUGAGAAAGAGAGAGAGAGAGAGAUAGAGAGAAAGAUACGUUAUGUUUCUUUCAUCUUUUUCUUUUUCUACUGUUCUAUUUUUUUUCUUCUUUUUUUCUUUUUUAAUUCUUCAAGAAGUCUUAAUAUAUUAUCUAUUAUUAUCCUAUUGUUGCCAAUAAUGGGCAUUAUGAGAAAACCGCGCGGGUAUGUAACUUAUUCUCUACACUGCAUUUACACUCCCCGAAUUCCCUAAAAACCCCGAGAUAUGAAAACCUUGUAUUAUGCAUAUAGUAAAGAACACACAUAUAUACGCUAUACACUUGUUGUACAUAGAUAUAUAUUAUAUGUAAAGCUUAAACUUAUUAACGAAACAGAUUUAAUCGACGUAUACCGGAUUAGAAAGACGACGCAAUCCUUGAAUAACCGUUUGUCGCGUAUGCGUGAUAAGAGCGAAUGAAGUUUAUUUUUUAUUUUGUUUCUUCAAGAUGAAAAUGUUGUUACAGAAAAAUCUCAUAUAUACACAUACAUACAGAGAGAGAGAGAGAGAGAGAGGGAGAAAAUAAUUCAACGUGAACAAAGAAGAAAAAUAGUUGAUCGUGUCGCGUAUGGAUAAAAACACGUAAACUAAACGUUUCCAGCAUCGUCGUUCUCGUCUCGUACUUCGCCAUAGAAUCUUAAAACUGCCCAUAAACAUCAUACGUAGAAAUAUGUGUAUGUUACGCGCGAGAAAGUCAAUCUGCUAGAGGGAAUACGAUCGUCACGGAACCAAUACGAAUAAUCGAGGAUUGAAUUCGAUUAAUCAGUGUAUACAUCAAGUGGUUUCUGUAUCAGAGUCGUGACAACUUAAUUAGGAUGUUAAACACGUAUGGUCAGCAGAUCAACGAAAACUAUCUGUUUCUCGUUUAAGAACGUUCUGUGAUCAGCAAUAAUACGAUAUACGUAUAAUGUUCUAUCGCUUAAAGGCUGUGUUCACACUGCCAGCGAAGCGAGACGGCGACUCAGAAAACGUACUUUCUCAUAAAUCGUUUGAAAUAUAUCCACGCGACACGUUAAAAAAGAGAAAAAAAACAUAAUAGACAAAAUGGAAAACCAUCAUAAAAUUGUGUAUCAUCCGUGUGUCGUCGUUAAUAAAAUAAAUAAUGCUCUUUCUCCUGCGAAGUCGCACGACGAUCUUGGACAAAAGUUAACGUUCGAAGAGGAGAUCGAUGAUGAACGAUCGUCGCGAAUCGAGUACGAGAUGAGUAAUAUAAUACUAAAACCCAAAAUAGCCGUUUCCGGGAGUUCGGCUGAUCGAAGAAAUGAACACGAGACGCAGAGAAGAGGCACGUUUUUGACGAGAAUGGAAAAAAAGAAAAAUUCAUUAACAUGGUAGAACGACGUUGAGAAGGGAGUUUGUUUUUUCGUUCAUUCGCUACCUCAUCAGUUAUAUUUACCGUGUUUUCUUAAUAUAUUAGCGGGAUAAUUAAGACGACGCAAGCGGAGAAAUAGAAAAACAGAAGACGGGAGGAGAUGAUUUAAGAACGGGCUGCCUUCAGGGGCGAAUAGAUAAUAGUUUUUUCGUAUAUAUGUAUAUACAUAUAGUUAUACGCGUUUUCCUUUUAUCAUUGAAUUAUUUUAUCAGGUGGAAAUCGUUUGAGAAUUUGAACAUUAUAUAUCACUUAAUGAUAAUGUGUCCGUUAGGGGAUAAGUAUUGUUCGCGAAUCAUGUGAGAAAAAAAAGAAGGUUCAGUUUUUUUUUCUUCAUUUUGUUGGCGCGAUCCAUUUAUAACUAUAUUUCCGUUUUUUAUCUUCAUUGAUUAUAGAAAUGUUUAUGCACGUUCUUCGUUUUUCCUGUUCGGUUUACACGUUUGUUUCGCACGAUUGCCAUGUUCGUUCUGUUAACCCUACGCUGAUACAGUUUAUAUCAUUAGACAUUUUUCAUAUUAAUUAUUCUCUGUUAUUAUACAUUACGUACACAUACACGCACACACACGAUACACUCUCUUUCUCUCGAGAGAGACAUCACAAUAGACGACAGAACCGAAUCGAUGAAAUCUAGCGAGGUCGUGAACGAUUUAAACGAAUUGAUUUACCGAUUGAUUCUAUAUCGCCGGAUGUAUUCAUACCAACAGACACUUACCAUUUUUGUUUUGUUUAUAGGGUCAGGCCAACAUUCGCAGCAAAAGCUCGAUACGCACGUUGUACAUAUACAAUUUUACGCAUAUAAUAAUACUUUGUGUAUAAUACGUAUUCGGAUGCGCGGAGCGGCCGAGCCAAAAGAGUUUUCGAUAAUGUAUAUUCGUGGUUUUUCGGUAAAUUCGUUCCGGCGUCGAUGCUAUAUGUUCAAACGAAUAAAUAAUGUUGCACAAAGUCAGAUGACCACGGGACCACAUUAAUUAAACAAGUCGCGAAAGGACUAUCAUUCUUGCGUAGGUACUUAGCGAUAUCAUUAGCACGCGCCGGAGAUCAUUGAAAAAAAAAUUUUUUUUUAAUGAAAUUCUAACGACUGUUUUCUGGUAUCGUGUGAAAAUUGAAAUUUUAAGAAAAACUCUUUUGGUUCGAAGCUCUAUGCUCUUCGUUAGAUGUUAACUUGUAGAAAAACAACCGAUUGUGCAUCGUAAAUGAAAGAACACAGAUCGCAUCAUCGAACUGGUAAACAGGCCACAUCGUUAAGGAAAUUGGAAAAGAAAGAAACAAUAGACACGAACACGAGUGUUGUGCAUCUUUCGCUACAGGAUCCGGAAAAGGGAUUAUACUGCACAGAGUGUCUGGUCGAUCGAGGAAAAAUCAAAUGUUCACGAUCGAGAAUUUCAAUCUUUUGCAGCUGGCAAAAAAAAGAAGAAGAAAAAAAAAAAUAAAGCAGACAAUGAUUAUCGAUUGAAAGAAACGAGCAACGAUCGUAACAAACGGGAAUUGGUAAAAAAGAAAUUUCAAAAUAUUUUUCACGACAAGGAAACGAACCACGAAGCAUUCCUUUCGAUGCAGAACAGGCCUGGUGGAGGACCAUCGAAAAUCACGAUUAGAGGAUCAUCGCGUGACAGUCCAUCGUAGUUUCCCUGAUCGCGGAAUAAAAACAGAUUUGUUUGGAAAUAUGACAAAAUUGUUGGGAAUUUUCAACGGGCUGAAAAAGGGUUAAAAAACAGAGCCAAAUCAUCGUCAUCAGUUCGACAGCAAAGAAAGGGGAUAGCUUUCGUUUUAUACAUAUAUCAUUAUAUAUUCUAUAUGUAGAUCAUAGGGAAAAGUGGACUGUAGUAAAAUUAAAAAACAAAAAAAGAUGCGAGGAAGAAGAAAACAAAGUCGCGGUACGACCCUUAGCACGACGCUGGGGCUACCAUGGAAAAUAUCUAAUGCUACUUCAUCACCGAAAUACCAUGAAAACCCAAAAUAUGGAAGCAAACGUAUCUACUACGCAUACCGCCAACACACACACGCAUACUAUAUACAUUAUAUAUGUGUAUAUAUAUACAAAGGGAUAUAAUACGUACAUUAUUAUACGCACGCCGAGGAUGGUACGUGGGAUUGAUCAAAGGAUAAAGUGCAGAAGGAACGAGUGAACGUGAAAAGUGUGAUUUUGAAAAAGAAAAAGAAAAAAAGAAGUCAAGACAUCCACGUAUUUUCGAACGACGAUUGCAUGCAUAACGAACUACUGAUUGAUCGUAAACUCUCGUAAUAAAUGGAAAUAGAACGGCACAAGGCCGUUUUUUUCGUGAACCGAUAUCUAAAAAAUGAAAUCACGAUCACGAUCAGAAAAACGAUAGCAUACGCUAAAGAUUGAGAGAGGACGACGAUUUUUAAAUGAAAGGAAAACUAUAUAAGAUACGUAUGAGAAACAAGCGAAAAAAAAAAAAUGUUGUUACUUGGAAGUUAACACGUGCUUGAAAAGAAAACACUAUUUUUUCUUGAUGGAUAAAAAAUAAAAUAUAUAGAGGUUACGCAUUGCCGACGGAGACAACCUCCGCGCUUGCAUUUUGCUAUACGGUAUGAUAAUUUUUUUUUGUUUUAAUUUUUUGCGCUACCGCGGGGCUUGCCUCAACAUCGUCACUUCGAACCUACCGAUUUUGCAUUUUCAAAACCAUUGAUUGGAUGAUUCAAGAAGAAACGUGAGAAAUGAUGAAGGAGGUAAAAAAAAGUGCGGUGAUCAAUUUUGAGAAAUUGAUGUAUUGGAAUCGUUGGACGAGAGGUGGCGAUAGCAAACCCCAUGAUUACGAUAAUUUCACCGUAAUUAAUUCAUUUUUGUCUACUUUAGUUUACUUUAAUUGCUACUAUUCUACUAUUAAAAAAAAACACUUCUACUAUAUAAUCACCACUAUCAAAUACUUUACUACUAUUACUACUACUAUUAUUACUACACUACUACUAUUACUACUAUUUACUACUACCGCCUAUAUAUUUUUGUGUCUUCGGUGUUUUGAUGAUUUUUUUUUGUUGCUAUUUUGGUGAAUUCCGUGUAAAAUUCCGUAAAAGUGAAGAAAACUCGUUCUUUUUUUCUUGGUCCGGGGGACUCGUUCCGAUGAUGCCUACCACAGGAAGGAUUUCAAUUUUUUUUUCUUCUAAAAUACACUAUACAGUCCUGGCUCGGUAUAUAUUUAAAAAAAUUUUUUUUUAUUCAAAAAUUACAAAAAAUACACGUGAAAUCGAAUGGAAUGGGAAAUGAUCAUUAGUGGAAAUUGGUUUGGCUACGGACGAGAGAGCAAGAGGAGGAAUAACGAGGGAACGGAUUAAUAAGAUAUGGCGUAUAAUAAUAAUAAUAUUAAUAAUAAUAAUAAUCGUAAAUAAUAAUAAUUCUAACUGAUAUUCGGUAUAUUUACAACGGUGAAAAUCGUGAGCUCGCGUUUUAAAAAAUAAAAUAAAAAUACGAUUCGGUGCAACGCGAAUUUUCUUAACGAUAGAGUUAUGAAUUUUUAUCUAGUUCCAAUUAAUAAUUCAAUCAAAUUUUCCAUGCAGCCAACCAAAUAUUAAACACCGUAGUGUUUCAGUUCUUUUCCUCGUGAUCUUUAAUAUUGUUCUGUGUUUUAUUAUUAUUAUUGUUGCUGUUAUUGUUAUUAGUAUCAUUAUUAUUAUCAUCAUCGUCAUCAUCCUCAUCGCUAUCUUAUUAUUAAUUUUUUUUUAAGCUUCUUUUUUCCCCAAAUUUCUUUGAUUUGUUUUACUUAUUAUGGUCUUUCGUAGAGUCGAUAAAUUCUGUUUUUCUCUUUUUAUGGUUUUUUUUUGUAACUUGUUGGAAAUCGCGAAUUCUUUCGGACUCACCCUCACGCUCACACGCAUACAGAGCGUAUUAAAAAAAAGACUUUUUCGAACCUUUCGAAGGAUUAAAAACAAAAAAAUCUAUGGUGUUUUUAGUGGAUAAUAUUUAAAGUUUAACUACUACAUACUAUAUGGAUAAUCAUUAAGUACACGAAGCAUAGAGAUAAAAUACAUAGACAUGUAAGGCAGGACAAAUAUAUAUAUAUUUAUACAGCGGGCCGCUUCCCUCCAGAUGCAAAAUUGUCUGCUUUUCGGCCAGAAAACACCCUUACAAAGAGGGGGGAGAAGAAAUUCUGCGUGUGGGUUGAUUCUCGUGAACAACGAAUAUUUUGGAAAUGAAAGAUUUUUCGCCGAGAAUCGAAUUUUCCAAAAAACGAAGGAAGAAGGAACCGUGUUUUUUUUCGAUUUAGAAGAGACUCUAAAAGAGGAAAAAGAAAGAAGAAAAAAAUGAAGAAGAAGCUGCGUUUCUCGUUUCUUUUCUGGAGGGAGAGUACCCGCUAGCGUGUUUGGUUUUAAAAUUAGUAGGUGAACGUGAGGAAUUGCCCUGUAUCAUUGAAAACUCAAGGAGAUACGAAAACGAGCCGAGAAAGAAUGAAAAGAAGGAGGAGAAGGGAAAUGAUUACGGGAAAGGGAGAAACAAUGAUUGUGAGAGCGGUGAACGCGAUAGAAAAUUGGUAAGAGGCCGUGCGUGUAAACGGAACCAUCAUAACAAGUGAUAUAUUACUAAAAACACAAAACAAAAAUUUUCUUUUUAUAAUGCACAUCGUACAUUUCAUAUAAAAUACCGCGUCAACUUUUUCGUUAAUUUACCACAUGAAAAUCCGUCAGCACCCACACACUUGCAUACGUUUUAUAUUAUAUGAAGAUAGAUAUAUAUACACACAGAGAACCCAGAGGGAACACAUACGAUGUACAGUUAUAUAAAUAUACAUAUAUGCCCGGAUACGUAAACGAUACAGCCGCAGAAAAUGAAAAUAACAAAACGGGAUAGAUGAAGGAAACGACGGAAGAAGAAAAGCAAAAAAAGAGACCGAUUCUCUCCGCAUGUAAUAAGUGUUCAAGAGUUUAUUAAUGAACCAGAUUUACCAUAGAAAAAAAAAGCUAUAUUAUAUAUAUACACACAUAUUAUCGAUAUAUAUAGAUUAUUAUAUAUAUCUACACCGUAAUACAUCAUAUAUAUUUUGUCAAUCUUUUUUUUUCUUUGUUCUUUUUUUUUCUUUCUUACGCUAGAGUAUCACACAGAAGGGAAGAAGAGAGAGAUAAAUAGAAUUAAGCGAGAAAAAGGGAGGGAGAUUAAAAUGAAAUAGGAACAGGAUUAAAGAGUAAUGAAGUAGAUUAAGUUUGAAAGAGAUGAAAAUAAUAGUAAAUAGUAAUUAACAGAAACCGGAUGGCAUUUAAUGGUACCUAUUAUUAAAAUAACAUUAUAUAUAUAUAUAUAUUAUAUAUAAUAGUAAGAUUUUUAAACGUUCAACGGUAAGAGGAGUAUCCAUGCAACCAAGAGUCUUUCUCCGAUCUUUUUCUCCUUGAUUUUCUAAUAUUUUUCUUUUAUAUGUGUGCUUUUAAAGAACAACGCCGCUGUUGAAUGAAUUUAACACAGAGUACUCGUUCGUACAUUCGACACGUGUGCCGCGAAGCGUGACAUUGAUACAAAUCAUAAGUGCAAUAGUUGUUACAAUAGACACGAGACAUGGGAUUUUUUGAAGGCGUCGCCGUGACGGUCGAGUCUGAAAUAGCGUCGUCGGCGUCGAGAGAGUUACAACCCCCAUGGCGUCGCAGAAACACGAUCGUUUCACCGGCGUUGUUUCAUUCUUUUUUUUUCCCCCCCUUUUUAUACCGCUUUCUCAAGUCGUAUGAAACAAGGCGAGAACUAUUAUAUCCGGCCCUUAUCAGCGUUCGUUAAAGAAUGGACGCCGAAACGCACUCGACGCCUGGCGACCAAUUAGGAAAUGCCGUCGCGGCGCGUCCAACACAAGACUACCUCGCAAAUUUUUCAGAGCUACAUGCAGAUUAUAUACCGUACCUCGAUUACACGCAUAUUAUACGAUAGAGCGCAGAGAAUCUAACCAGCGACAAGAGAAAUAAAUUUACAGAAAAAUGAAAUAAUAAUAAUGAUAAUAAUAAUAAUAAUAGCGAAAUAACUGAGCGAUGAAGAGAGUUGAAAUGAUGGAAAUGAGUUUAGAGAGCCACGUUUCUGUUGCCGAAAUAUUUCCUCUUUUUAUUUUGUUUUUGGUUGUUUUUGAAUGAAACACAUGAGUUAUGAGAAUCUUCUUUCUUCUGAAAUUAUAGAGUAAAUCAACACGACGAGAUCUCGACAACUUUUUCUCGCAUCGUGUCGUUGACGUUUGGAUACGCGCACGGAAUUUUUGCUCGAUCGAAAUCGACGAGGGAUAUAUAUUUGAAAAAUGAAACAAUCGGUUGAAUUUAUGAUACCCUCGUCGAUCUCGCAUCGGUCGAUCGAUGGAUCACUGUUCUACGGUUUUUGUUCGAUCCGUUUCCUUUCUUUCAUUCGUUUCGGACGAGACGUGGACAAGUUCGAAAUCAUUGAAUUAAAUACACAGUACAGUUGCUGAAUGAGAAAUAUGUUAAUCGCGUGAGAGGAACACAUCGCAGACAGUAAAUCCAAGCAGAGUCCCUCCUACCAAGCCCCCGAUCCACCACACAUUCAUCCCUCGUUCCCUCUCCCAAAGCUCCCCUUUCAUACACAAUAGGAAAUAGUUAAACGUGAAAUAGUGAUGAUAAAACAAUUAUGAAAUAGAAUUAUUGUGUUCGCGAGCUCUGUCGGGGCGAGGGUGUCCGGCUCAAUGCAACGUGCGAGCUCCAUUUUUUAUUUUUCGCGAUUCUCGAUCGUUGCUAUUCGUCGGAUCCCCUCACUUCUGGAUGUAUAUAGUAUGAAGUAGCUGGAAUUCCGAAUUUCUCGACGAUCUUUUUUACACCUUUGUUUCACGAGAGUUAUCUUUAUGGAUCUCGUUGGAAACUCAUCGUUUCUCUAUUUUGUACGCCAACGUUCUGUAUCGAUAUUGUAAUAUCUGCGUUAAUAUACAUUGUUACAAAGAUCUUGUAAUCGUCUCUCGAAGAACCUGGUGAUACGACAGACUAUCAAUAGAGAAACCUUCAUAAUAAUAUACCCUGAGUUCACUCGAUGCAAUCAAUAAAAUAAAAUUUGUAUUUACGUAAGAAUUAACACAUUGACUGUCAGGUGAUCCAUAUGUGGAUGACACUAAAAAUUUCGUAGAAAUCCAUUAUUCAUAUUACAAAGAAUUUAUUUAUUUAACUGGAUAAAUAAUCUAAUUAAAUUUUCAAUAGUACCAGCAUGGCAGUCAAUAUGUUAAAUGUACUGUAUGGAAAUUUUACAAAUGAUUGGAAAUUACAAUAUGAUUAUUUUCAGCGAACGACAGGUAAGCAGCGAGAUCCGAAAUUUACACGUCUUCGAGGUUUUCUUAUUUUGUUAAAUUCAUCGUGAAGCGAAGGAGAUCGACGAGAAAUCAGGAACGAUAGUCGUCAGAGCCGACAACCUGUUAUAUUUCGUCGCAUCGAAUCGCCCGAGAGUGUUUCGAGAUUAAUCAGAAUUUUUAAUCAGGAUUGCAAAAGAAGAAGAAAAAUUUCAAAUAACGAUGAUGAUCUUUCUCGGUACUCGUUUCGGGGGGCUCGAUGAACGACGAUUUGUUAUUAUGCCGAAAUCUGUUAGUUUUUUGUCCUACAUAUUAGCGUUAAAAUAGAAUGGGAAUAGUAGAAAUGCCGUUGUGUUGUUUUUUUGUCUCUUUUCUUUUCUUUUUCUUGCUUUUCUCAACGAUGAACAGAAAGUUACAAUCAUCGAUCGAUUUUCAUUCAUGGAUGUCACAGAAAUAAUUUAAAAGAAAAAAAGGAAGAAAAAACGAGAAUAAUCGAAACGAAACAUUUAUUGUUUAAGGGAGAUAAACCGAACUGUUGGAAAGAUACAGGAAAAAUCGGGCGAGACGCGGAUAUGCCGCGCGUCUUUUUCAUUUUGUAACGCUCGCGCGUCAGCUAGCAUCGCUUUCCAUUUGGAUUUCUUUUUUUCUUUUCGCGAUCAAACGUCCCUUUUGUUCGCGGUGAUGUGUGAAAAAUAUCGCUUCCGUUUUUCUAGAGAGAAAGAUACGAAAUUUCCUUCCCUUCGUCCCUCAACAAAAUUCAAUUGCUUUUUGAUUAUUACUAUUAUUAUUACUAUUACUAUUAUUAUUAAUCAUUAUUACUAUUAUCGUUAUUAUUACUCUUAAUGUAUUACUAAUUAUGGAAACACGGGGAACGAAGAGUUUCGAGAGAAAAAGCGAUGGCGAAGCGAGCGCGCGAGCGACGGAUGCACCGUGAUCAUCAACGAGCAGCAACACGCUCGACCAGAACAAUUCCUCACAAACUAAAAGAAAAGAAAA
Messenger RNA from Osmia lignaria (orchard mason bee), 21019 nucleotides. It is a transcript of the gene Imp, whose product is annotated as IGF-II mRNA-binding protein. Gene Ontology annotation, molecular function: RNA binding. Lineage: Eukaryota; Metazoa; Arthropoda; Insecta; Hymenoptera; Megachilidae. The record is from RefSeq and is a predicted model, not a curated record.